CCAAUCUUAUAUAACUUCUAUUGUUAAAGACUAUAUACAUCUUGCAAGUUUUUCUUUUCUUAUACAUAUAAUUUUUACCUAUUUUUCUUCAUAUCGGUCUCAUCUAUUAUAUCACAUCACUUAUUAGUUAUUAUAUCACACAUUUCUCUAUCCUUUAUUUCUAUACUUCUCUAGACAUUUUCCUCCAUUGGGUUAGCUUCUAUUCUGUCUUCCAAUGUACUUUCAUCUUCUAUCGAAUGAAUUUCUAUGGUUUGAUUUCAAUAAACAAUUUUUUUUUUACCUAAACAAUAAUCCACAUGCUCCAAUCUCCUCACCCCAUUCCCAAUCCUUUUAUGAAUCAACUCAAAUCAAUGUUUCCAAUCACAACACCAUUUCCAUUCCCUUCUCAUCGAAAAUCACAAUGCCAAUUUCAUCAUCACUAUCCAUUCAUCUAACCCCAAACCCUCCCAUUCUCCAAUUCCAACCCAAACCCAAACCCCAAUUCCAAUUUCAAUUUCCGAAGCGCGUUUCCCUCAGAAUCCAAAGCUCCACCAAAACCCAACAAACCCUGCAAUUCCUCAAACCGUACCUCGCCUCACAGCACAAACCCAUCCUCUAUGGCUGGCUCUGCAGCGCAAUCUCCGUCUACUCACUCUCCAACCUCCUCUCGAGAUUCUCCGCAAUCACCACCGCCUCCGUUACAGCCACCGACGCCGCCGCGCUCGGCGGAUUCGUGCUUGCUCGCUUGGUCGCCACUUACGCGCAGCACGCGCUUCUCUGGGAAGCUUCUCUCCACGCCGUUUACAACGUUCGCGUUGACGUGUUCGACCGCGUGCUGCAGAGGGAACUCGCGUAUUUCGAAGCAAACGACGCCGUUUCCGCUGGCGAUAUCGCGUAUCGAGUUACCGCUGAAGCUUCUGACCUUGCCACUACUCUCUACACUCUUCUUAAUACCAUAGUACCCAGUACUUUGCAGUUGUCGGCAAUGGUAAUGCAGAUGUUGGCUAUAAGUCCUGUCCUUUCGUUGAUUUCAGCCACUGUUAUUCCUUGCAUGGGUCUGGUUGUUGUCUUUCUUGGUCAAGAACUUCGCAAGAUAUCUAAAGAGUCACAUCUUAGCGUUGCUGCUAUCUCAUCAUAUCUAAAUGAGAUGCUGCCAGCAAUUCUCUUUGUGAAAGCAAACAAUGCAGAGUUGUGUGAGAGUGCCAGAUUUAAAAGAUUAGCUCUGACGGACUAUUCUGCAAAGCUGAACAAGAAAAGGAUGAAAGCAAUCAUUCCUCAGGUUAUACAAGCUAUUUAUUUAGGAGUCCUUUCCAUACUUUGCGCUGGUUCACUGGUGAUUUCAAGAGGUUCAUUUGAUCGCCGUAGCCUGAUUUCAUUCGUGACAUCCUUGCUUUUCUUGAUUGAGCCCAUUCAGGAUGUAGGAAAAGCUUACAAUGAAUGGAGGCAGGGAGAACCAGCCGUUGAACGCCUGGUUGCUUUGACCACGUUCAAAAAUGAGGUGGUUGAGAAACCAGAUGCUGUUCAUUUGGACCAUGUUACAGGGGACUUGAAAUUCUGUGAUGUCUCCUUUAAGUAUAAUGAUGACAUGCCACAUGUUUUAAAUGGAUUGAAUCUUCACAUUAAGACUGGAGAGAUAGUUGCUAUAGUGGGUCCUUCUGGUGGAGGGAAAACAACACUUGUAAAACUGUUGCUCCGGCUUUAUGAUCCUAUAUCUGGUUCUAUACUGGUUGAUAAUCGUAAUAUCCAAAACAUCCGGUUGCAAAGUUUAAGAAGACAUGUUGGUGUUGUUUCUCAAGAUAUAACGCUUUUUUCAGGUACAGUUGCUGAAAACAUUGGUUAUAGGGAUCUUACAACAAAAAUCGACAUGGAGAGGGUGAAUCAUGUAGCUCAAACAGCUCAUGCAGAUGAGUUUAUUAUAAAUCUUCCUGAAGGAUACAAAACCAAUAUUGGACCAAGGGGCUCAACUUUAAGUGGGGGCCAGAGGCAAAGGCUGGCUAUUGCAAGGGCUCUCUAUCAGAAUUCUUCUAUAUUAAUUCUGGAUGAGGCAACUUCUUCCUUAGAUAGUAAAUCUGAGUUAUUAGUGAGACAAGCUGUUGAGCGGUUGAUGGAAAAUCGCACGGUGCUUGUGAUCUCCCAUCGCUUGGAAACUGUUAUGAUGGCUAAAAGAGUAUUACUUUUGGAUAAUGGGAAGCUAGAAGAGCUGCCUCGUUCAACUAUGUUGAACGGGAAUAUGAAUUCAUUCCUUUCAUCUGGGCUUGUUAUUUGAAAAUUUCUUGCACGGCGAUAUAUUCACAUCUGUGUAUUCUAGUAGCAUACUAGUUUAUCAUCUUACUUAUUGGACCACUUGUAACUUGUUCACUGAAUUUUAACUGAUCAAUAAAAAUAAAAGUGUCGACGAAAAAAUGUUAAAGUGAGUGUUGAUAACAUUUCUCUUUUACUA
Messenger RNA from Lotus japonicus, 2419 nucleotides. RefSeq names its product ABC transporter B family member 29, chloroplastic. The transcript is spliced from 10 exons. Gene Ontology annotation, molecular function: ABC-type transporter activity; ATP hydrolysis activity; ATP binding. Lineage: Eukaryota; Viridiplantae; Streptophyta; Magnoliopsida; Fabales; Fabaceae. Gene Ontology annotation, biological process: transmembrane transport. The record is from RefSeq and is a predicted model, not a curated record. Bases 215 to 2245 code for a protein of 676 amino acids. Gene Ontology annotation, cellular component: membrane.